Exophiala dermatitidis NIH/UT8656 is the source of this 2514-nucleotide messenger RNA. RefSeq lists its product as uncharacterized. Gene Ontology annotation, molecular function: zinc ion binding; DNA-binding transcription factor activity, RNA polymerase II-specific; DNA binding. The coding region runs from base 1 to 2514 and encodes 837 amino acids. Gene Ontology annotation, biological process: DNA-templated transcription; regulation of DNA-templated transcription. The record is from RefSeq and is a predicted model, not a curated record. NCBI's taxonomy places the organism in Eukaryota, Fungi, Ascomycota, Eurotiomycetes, Chaetothyriales, Herpotrichiellaceae. The transcript is spliced from 2 exons.
AUGGGCAUAAAGAAGACAGGCCGUCGAAGGACUCCGGCCUCAGCGCCCUGCCCAAAGUGUGGACGGUCAUUUGCCCGGAACGACAGCCUGAAUCGCCAUCUGAAAACCCACAGCGACCAUGUCGAGCAUCGGCCAUUCCAUCGCAUCAUCCACGACAAAUUCCGAGCCUGUAAUCGUUGCAGAAGGGCGAAAAUUCGCUGUACCGGAAGCCUGCCGUGUGCAAGGUGCGCUCAUCUAAAGCAGGAUUGCGACUACGGACAGAAGAGCCCGGAUCCAUCAGCAGUCCCGACGACGAGCUCUGACGAGGCUGGACCGGGUACAGCACCACGAGCAGCGGCAGCAUCAGGAUCUCCUACAUCGCCUUCUCCAGACAAUGAGGCGACGGACACCACGCUGCCUUCAGCCGACGGCGGCCUCCUCGAGAACUUUAAGCCGCCGACAAAAGCCACUCUGGAAGCUACAGAUGCCCGUUUGGACGUCGGGGUCUCGUCUCCAGACGGGGCGGCGGCAUUGCUGCAACUCAGUUUAGGCUCUGAUCUCGAUUCCCGGACGGUGCUGUUCGAUGAAGGCAAGGACUUUUCGGUCAGUAAUUUGAACUCGACAUAUGUCUCGCCGACGCUCCAUGUCCUCGAUCCAUACAGCUACAAGUUGCCGUCGAUAGCCGACUCACGUGAAGCACCCACGCCGAUUAGUCAGCCACUGGCGCAUUGCAGGUAUGGCAUUCUACGGUAUCUGUCUCCUUUUAUGAUGGACACAGAUACAAACCUGGGCUCCAACCUUGCCUGUGACUUGUUAGAUACGUACUUCUCCAGUGCAUUCUCCAGCCGCAUGCACCCGACCUGCCACCACAUCCACAACUUCAUUCUGCGACGGUGCGAUAUUUUGGACCCCGCGCAACCGCGCAAGACUCACCCGGGCCUACUGGCCAGCAUGCUGUUUGUUGCGGCGCUGAGCGACAAAGCUCUUGGGUUAUUCAGCGGGCCGGAAGAAAGGGAUCGGGUAUGCAAGUAUCUGAGCCUACUGACGUAUCGACUGCUCAAUCCGGCCCGAUAUGAACCACUACUAAGUCGGGAAGACUUGGGUCUCCCACCUGAUACUAUCGGAUCGGAUCCUGGAUGGACCAACGAGGAUCUUAGGCAAGCACUAAAUCCACAACAGCAAGACCUAAAUACGUUCCCAGUCGCCUGGGGGACGGACUAUAUCAUUGCACUGAUCCACGUUUCGUCGGUCAUUUCCGGCAGCGAGAAGAAAGCCGCCAGCAUUAGAUGGUGGAACGUUGCAUUCAACCUCGCUCGAGACCUAAAACUGAAUCAGGAAGUCGAGUCGCACCACCACCUGGAUUCCGAAUUGGCCGUUCAAGUUGGCGAAUUGAACUGCAAAUGCUCACUGGGCUAUGAGGGCAACGACGACGUCAUGACCGAGGUGCACCGAGAAGAACGGCGGCGGACUUGGUGGUUGCUGUUUUUGAUGGACCGACAUCUGGCGCUAUGUUACAACCGGCCCCUGGCGCUGCUGGAGGCCGAAUGUAAAGAUUUGCUGCUUCCCUUGGACGACGUGACAUGGCAAUCGGGUGCCCAACCUCACAGCCACGGCACCCGAGCCGACGGUCCACGAUGCGUGCUGCUGCCCUCGGGCACGGGCAGACUUCAUGGGCCUCCGACCGUCUGCUCCGGUGUAGGGCUGUUUGAAUUCUUCUUGCCCCUCAUGACCAUCACGGGCCAUCUGCUCGACUACAACCGGGCCAAAAAUAACCCCGUAUUGGCGUCGGCGGGCUCAUCCAUGUGGACUAGCCAGGAGCAAAGAAUUCUAAGAGAACUCGACCAUUACCAAGCCACUUUGGACCACCAGACAACACAGCCAAAACAUGGCGACUCCGGCUCCAACAAAAGCUCGUCCGAGUCGCCGUGGAUCAUGACGAUGACGUCUCCGGCGGCGGCGGCGGCGGCGGUGGCGGCAAUACCAACAGUGGCGCUGGAGACGGCCAUGGACGAGUCCGAAACAACACACAUCGCCAGGACAGUGUCCGGAUACGCCACACACGUAGUAUGCGUCCUUCGCAUCCUCGUCGGCAGCAAAUGGGAUCCAGUGUGUCUAUUUGAGGAUGCGGAUUUCUGGACCUCGUCCUUGGGAUUCAAGGACUCGAUGUCGCAUACGAUGGCGGCCUCAGAGUGCGUCACGCACAUCUUACAGCAUGACCCGGAUGUAAGCUUUAUGCCUUACUUUUUCGGCAUUCAGCUACUACACGGCAGUCUGUUGUUGUUGCUGGUGGCGUACCGUUUACAAGGGGAUUCGGGGACUGCCAUCUUGGCGGCCUGUGAGGCGGUCAUUCGAGCCACUGAGGCUUGUUUUGUUACUCUUCCCACGGACUAUCAAAGGCAGUUUCGGAACGUUAUGAGAUCUGCUAUUGCGCUGGCUAAGGGGAGGAGAAAUAAUCCCGUCGAUACGGAGAAGCAGUUGACUUUUGUGCUCGCGAGGUAUCGGUGGUCGCGGAAUGGGGCUGGGUUGGCGCGGUGA